UAGAACCUGAAAGCGAAAAAAAUCACAUUAGCAGUGUUUCUCUAAAUGAUUCUCUAAAUGACUCAAAAACAAUUUCAUCUAAUCAACUUUAUAUUGAUCCGAGAGGCUCUAUUAUUAAUCUCAACGGUAAAAAUCGUCAAUGUCAUCAUAGGAUCAAAAAUAAUAAUUAUAAUUUAUCAAAUGGAAGAGAUUCAGAUUAUCACUCCCAAGAUACAUAUCAAAAGCGUUUUAAUAAUAAACUAGAUGACACUUCAAAGUUUCAUCAUGAAAAUGGAUUUGGUGAAAAUUCUGGUACUGAAAAUCGUAAAUCCGAUCUCUGUCCACCAAUUCAGGAUCAUGCAACAACUUCUUUUUCACAUGAGAAUCCAUUAAAAAAUAAUGAUCGACUUUCCGAAUAUGUUUCACAAUUAGAGGCAAAUAACAAAGAUCUCCUGGAUAAAGUCACAAAGCUUGAGACUGAAAAUAAAAACUUUUCUGAAAGAUCCGUUUUGCUUACUGAAAAAGCUGAACGACUUGAAGCAAAAGUUGCAAGCAUGCAGUCUGAAAUGAAUCAUUUAGUCUUUCGUCUUGAACGUUAUCGUUCAGAACGUGGAUCUGAACUUGAAAAGAGGCAAUCUUGUCAAAAGAAAGUUAUUGAACUCCAAGGUCUUAUUUCUGAUGUAUCAAAGGAGCGCGAUAAUCUUAAAUCAUUGUGGGAGAAAGAACGUGAAGAACGUGUUUCUGCAACUCACAAGUGUAAGGUGUGUUUCUCGGAACCGAUCACGCACGCUAUUUUUCCGUGUUAUCAUAUGGCUUUAUGUGGCACUUGUGUAGAGGCUGUUGAUAAGUGUGUCAUUUGUCGUCAAAAUAAAGAAUCGGCU
Messenger RNA from Ambispora leptoticha, 860 nucleotides. Lineage: Eukaryota; Fungi; Glomeromycota; Glomeromycetes; Archaeosporales; Ambisporaceae. The record is from the annotation of a GenBank genome assembly.